UAAUCCAUAAUAGAGGCGAAGAGGAUGGUUGGUUUUCAUGACGUACGAGAACCAAAGAAUCCAUAUCUGCUAAAUAAAAGAAAACGGAUAAUAUAUGCAAAGAUCCCAAAACCAUAACGUACUGUGUGUGUUGUAUGUUGUCUCAAUCUCCCGCUAGCACGAGCAUGGCAGUUCAAGCUAAAACUCUCUCUCUUCUCGGCGUACCGUUCAGAUCAACAGCUUCACAACCUGGAAGAAGGAAGUCUCUUAAACUCAGCUGCAAAUCCAACGGCGAUGACAGCGAGCAAGAUUAUCUCAUAGAUGCUCCAGUUUCAGUUGGCGAUGGCUUUUCCUUCAGCGGAGGAAAAUAUUCGGAUGGCCCGAGCCGAUCAGAUGAAUGGUUUAAGGAAGGGAAGAUAGUGAGAGCUCAUCGUGUUCUUGGUUCUGGUGAGAAGGCCAAAGAUCCCAUUUUUGGACUUAAGAUGGGUUCUGGUUCUCAGGCCCCGGCCGAUACAUUUAGAUGGUUUUGCGUUGAAAGUGGAAGUGCUGAUAAUCCUUCAGUCAUAUUAAUUCACGGUUUACCUUCACAGGCGUACUCUUAUCGUAAAGUUCUUCCUAUACUCUCUAAGGACUAUCGUGCCAUUGCUUUUGACUGGCUAGGUUUUGGAUUUUCAGAUAAGCCUCAACCUGGAUAUGGGUUUGACUAUACUUUGGAUGAAUAUGCAUCAUCCUUGGAGUCUCUUAUAAGUGAACUUGCCACUGGCAAGGUCUCAAUUGUUGUCCAGGGCUACUUCUCCCCAGUUGUGGUUAAGUAUGCUCUCAAUCAUCAGGAGAAGCUCAACGACUUAAUUCUGCUUAAUUCUCCUGAUCCUCUAAGGGCCAGUGAUAAAGCCUUGACAAGUUGUGGUCCUUACAAAAUGAAAGAGGAUGAUGCAAUGGUUUAUAGAAGACCAUAUCUCACAUCUGGUUCAUCUGGUUUUGCACUAAACGCAAUUAGCAGGGCCAUGAAGAAAGAGCUCAAGACCUAUGUGGAGGAUAUGCAGAGAAUACUGACAGAUAAAAAUUGGAAAGUUCCAACAACGGUUUUGUGGGGCCAAAGAGACCGCUGGUUGAGCUAUGAUGGAGUUGAAGAUUUCUGCAAGGAUGCAAACCAUAAGCUUGUAGAAGUACCGACGUUUAAGAAAUGCCAGUGCCAAUCAUGGGUAAGAAGUGGCUUACUUGAGACUCAAGACUUACUGAAAAAGGGAUAUGUUUUGUUUGUGAGGAAUGGUAAGAGCAUUGCCAUUAGGCCUUGGGAUGACCCUUGGCGUUUGCCUGGUUUUAAGCCAAACCCAAAGGAUGAUCCAGUUGAUACAUAUUGAAAUGUAAGCUUGCUGACCUAAUUGGCCCCACUACUUUCUCUUGGAAGGUUGAUUUAAUUUCAAAUGGUUUUGAUGAAGAAUCUGGUGGUACAACUUGAACAUGUACGGAUCUUCCGGCUCAGGAAACUGAUGACUUCCUUAUUUGGGCAACAAAUAGUAAAGGUACUUUGUGGUGGAAUGAUGGAAUCAUUUUUAUCUUACUGAUUACAUGGCAAGCUUUAAAAGCAGCAGAAUCUCAUGACUUCAUUGGAGUGGAAGCACUAAUGUUGACCAGGUUACAGGAUAGGUUGAAUUGUUACUCAACAAUUCAGGAACAUGUCGAUUGUUACAUGGAUAAAAAAAAUAUGCUAUUUCUGAAGGAUAUUCAUGUUUUGAAUAUUAUUUUGUAGGUGAUCUUAUCAUUUGUGCUACAAUUAUUAUGGAUGAUCUGGUGUGGUACCACAGUGCAUUAGGGAUGCUCCACCAACCAAUGCAGUUACUAUGGCGCCAUUAGCCAAAAAUUUGUGUAAUAAACAUUUGCUUGUUUGGGCUGAUAAGGGAAAUGGUUGAAGCCAUGAGGCGAAUCCACCUACUGCUUAUGGAAAAUAAAUCUUGAGGUGGCUGUACGCUAAAAUAUCUGUUAUGGUUGAUGUGUGCGUACUGUAGGGACAACAGAAUGCAGCACUGUUAGCCCACAGAAUUGCUGCUGCAUGCCCUUGGGGUUAAGGAUGUUAUGCUUGAAGAGGUUGCCUAAAGUGGUUUGCAAUGCUAUAUAUUGGUGAUAAGGAAUCUGUCCCGGACUGCAUAUUGCAGACUCGGAGAGACACAAGGGAUUGUUUUUCCAGGUUCAUAAUUCAGGUGAAUCAGGUUGGUUAGUCAAGUGGCCCGAUAUAUGGGAAGGCAAAUCAAACAGCUGAUCUCUUAGUGGCUAAAUGGGCAGCUGAAAAUCGUAGUUUUGGUUGCACUCCGGAGUGUGAUAUCCCAAAACAUGUUGUAAACUAGGAUGAGGUCUUUGAUCCCACGUACCUCAAGUUUUAAUGAAGUCUUGAAUGCAAUAAUUGGGUUAAAAAAAUGGAUUAUUUCCA
Molecule: messenger RNA, 2404 nt
Organism: Carya illinoinensis
Lineage: Eukaryota; Viridiplantae; Streptophyta; Magnoliopsida; Fagales; Juglandaceae
Exons: 12
Coding region: 135-1340 (401 amino acids)
Molecular function (GO): epoxide hydrolase activity
Source: RefSeq, a predicted model, not a curated record